ACGAAGCACAGAUCAUCGAAUUUCUUUGGCUGCAAAUAAACUAAUGAUGCAUCGUACUUUAUUGCUCAUGGCCUUAAUCACGUCAGCGGUUUCAAGGAAUGACGAAGAGCUGUGUAGGGACAUGUUCGAAAGCUUCAUUGAGGGAAUGUCUAUGCAACCUUCUCCACAGUACUGUAGGGGAGUGAGCCACUUGAAUAACGUCCUCAAGCUCACGUCUCCAGUUGCUUUGCAGGGACUGGAGAAGAAGAAGGAGAAGGGACGGGUAGGUAAACCGUGUGAAUGCAUGGAGUUAGAGGUAACUUGGAAAAUAAGAUGUGUAAGAUGCGACCAAGAUCCAAGCCCGAAUGUAACCAAAUAUGAAUCACAUGUGAAUGUCUUAUAGAUCUCUCUCUAAAUAUAUAUUGUGAUGAAUCUUAUGAAAGAUCAUAUCUCUUAGUUUAUGUGAUUUGAGUUUCUAGUUAGAUGUGUGUGAUUAAUCAAGAAAGAGGGAUUCAAAACUAAUCACUAACUUUAUUAGCAAAGCCUUGAUUAGACAGA
Molecule: messenger RNA, 537 nt
Organism: Brassica oleracea var. oleracea
Lineage: Eukaryota; Viridiplantae; Streptophyta; Magnoliopsida; Brassicales; Brassicaceae
Exons: 2
Coding region: 44-382 (112 amino acids)
Source: RefSeq, a predicted model, not a curated record